UUAUUCAUUCAUCGCUCCAAUGAUCAAGCGAUCAGAGGAUGCUAUCUGUUUUAUCAGUGUACUAUAAAAUUUUGUAUUCAGAAGACAGUACAUAUUGAAUAAAGCGCAAUGUUUCUCACGAUCUUCUUGGGAUUAGUUGCAAUUUUAUUUUUAUUACACUGCAUUAUAAUAUCCCGAAGAGUAACAAAAGUCCUUGAAGCACUUCCGGGACCAAAAGGAUAUCCCAUAAUAGGAAAUUUGCUUGAUUUUCAAAAAAAUAAUGAAAAACUAUUCGAAGCAAUUUCAAAGAUGGACAAGAAGUAUUAUCCAAUCUACAAAACGUGGUUUUUAUUUAUAACAACGGUAGUUUUACUUCAUCCGGAAGAUAUCGAGGUGCUUAUGAAGAGUUCCAAGCACAUAACAAAAAGUAUAGUUUAUAAAUUCAUAAAACCAUGGCUAUCAACAGGAUUGGUAACAAGUACAGGAGAAAAAUGGCAACAUCGAAGAAGAAUUUUAACUCCAGCCUUUCACUUUAAUAUCCUGAAACAUUUCGUAGUCACCUUAAAUGAAGAGUCACGUUAUCUUGUAUCAUCACUUAAAGAACAAGGAAAGGGAAAUCCGAUCAUUAAGAAUUUAGAGGAACUUAUGACCGAACACACGUUAAAUGCGAUAUGCGAAACGGCUAUGGGUACCCCGUUACAGGGGAAUGGCAAACUUGAGUCUGAAUACCGCAAAACCGUUAAUGCUAUGCUCGGUAUUGUUCCAUACAGGUAA
Messenger RNA from Polistes canadensis, 753 nucleotides. Its product is annotated as cytochrome P450 4C1-like. The record is from RefSeq and is a predicted model, not a curated record. Gene Ontology annotation, molecular function: oxidoreductase activity, acting on paired donors, with incorporation or reduction of molecular oxygen; heme binding; monooxygenase activity. Bases 109 to 753 code for a protein of 214 amino acids. NCBI's taxonomy places the organism in Eukaryota, Metazoa, Arthropoda, Insecta, Hymenoptera, Vespidae. The transcript has 6 exons.